AUGCGUGGAGCGAGUACGGGGCAAGAUCCCGAUCUUCAAGCUCCCCAGUCUGCGGGCACAGAGCCCAUGAAUCCAUCGGAAAGACUGGACCCCUCUGGUCCAGAAUCAACCCCGGAUCAGAGGGCUUCCAAUGCCACUGAAAUCCCGCAAUCCAAUCCGGGCGCAUCUUCUCAGCAGGUCUCUUCGUCUGUCGCAUCGGCCUCGAACCCUCCAGAUACCGAGGGAGCCGAUGCGCCCAAGAAGCAUCAUUUGUUGAUCCCAAUUCCGUCCCGCCGCUCCUCGAAGACGGAUAAACAAUCGACUUCGGAAAGGACCGAGGAACCAAUGCAGGAACCUUCCGCUCGAAGGGGCUCCAAAGUCAGCAUCCUCAAGGUCCACCGGGAUCGUAGCCGAGCAAGUAGUAGACGGUCGCGACGAACGACGCAGGAUGUGGCAAACAUGGAGAAAUCCCAGGGAUCCGCCACUCCAACUACCCCGGAGAUGAACGACCCUCCACGAUCACCGAAGAAGAGCAAGUUCCUAUCGUUCCUCAGUUGCUGCUCGUCGCCAGGCGUAGAUGGUGACGAUGAUGCCGUUCUUCCCGCAAAGAGAUCGACUGCACCGCAGCCUGCUUCCAACCGGCUCCCAACCCCUGAUAAAGCGGAAGCUCAUACCGGAGACUCAAGUACCGCUGAGUCUAGAGAUCCAGCAUACUUUGAAAAUGAGAAAUCGAAUUUGACUCGCUCCGCCGCCGACGUGCCUGGCGAAGAGACUUCUACCGCUGUCAAUCAACCCGACACCUCAGAAACGACCGCAACGGAGCAGCAAGAGAAAUCUUCGUCAGGUCAGCCCCCGAUGGCGAACGGUAUCAUUUCCGAAUCUAAGACAGAUGAUGUCCCGCUCGAAAGCGAGAUCCAACCUCAAACGACAGAACAACCCGCUGCAGUUGAAUCCACCUCGAAGCAACCGAUCAAUGGCGAGACUGAAGACCAUACACAUGAGGAGGAAGUCAUCAGGCAGCCACCUCAGACUACGGUCGUGCUACCGCCACCCCCUCCCCCGCCGAUUCCUGAGGUCCCUUCAGCGCCAGAAAGAACCGAUCAACAAUGGUUGCUUCCUCCAGUGGUCCCUCGCUUGCAAGGCAGAAAGUGCUUAGUUUUGGACCUUGAUGAAACGUUGGUGCACAGUAGUUUCAAGGUUCUCGAACGUGCCGAUUUUACAAUUCCCGUUGAGAUUGAGGGCCAGUACCAUAAUAUUUAUGUGAUCAAGCGCCCAGGAGUUGAUCAGUUCAUGAAACGCGUUGGUGAACUAUAUGAGGUUGUAGUAUUUACUGCUUCGGUUUCCAAGUACGGUGAUCCUUUAUUGGACCAGCUUGAUAUCCAUAAUGUGGUUCAUCAUCGGUUGUUCCGAGAGAGUUGCUAUAACCAUCAAGGGAACUACGUAAAGGAUCUUUCUCAAGUUGGCCGUGACCUCCGUGAAACGAUCAUUAUUGAUAACUCGCCUACCUCGUACAUCUUUCACCCUCAACACGCGAUACCCAUCAGUAGCUGGUUCUCUGACGCACACGACAAUGAACUGCUUGAUCUUAUUCCGGUUCUCGAGGAUCUUGCUGGGGCCCAAGUCCAAGAUGUCAGCAUGGUCCUGGACAUCUCUCUGUGA
Penicillium malachiteum is the source of this 1638-nucleotide messenger RNA. It is a transcript of the gene psrA, whose product is annotated as putative general stress response phosphoprotein phosphatase Psr1/2. The coding region runs from base 1 to 1638 and encodes 545 amino acids. Gene Ontology annotation, cellular component: plasma membrane. The record is from RefSeq and is a predicted model, not a curated record. Gene Ontology annotation, molecular function: phosphoprotein phosphatase activity. The transcript is spliced from 6 exons. NCBI's taxonomy places the organism in Eukaryota, Fungi, Ascomycota, Eurotiomycetes, Eurotiales, Aspergillaceae.